Messenger RNA from Naegleria lovaniensis, 1008 nucleotides. RefSeq lists its product as uncharacterized. Gene Ontology annotation, molecular function: protein binding. NCBI's taxonomy places the organism in Eukaryota, Heterolobosea, Eutetramitea, Acrasida, Naegleriidae. The coding region runs from base 1 to 1008 and encodes 335 amino acids. The transcript has a single exon. The record is from RefSeq and is a predicted model, not a curated record.
AUGAAACACGACGACGACAUCAACGCAACUUCGGAGGAAGAGAGUACUGUGUGUCCUGGUGUGGAGCUGCCACAAGAUAUCUUGUUCGAAAUAUUUUCGUUUCAGUUUCCAAAUUUUCUAUUUGAAAGUCUGUGUUAUGUAUGCAGGCAAUGGCAUCAUUUCUUAACAUCGGACGACUUUUGUAAUUAUUAUGUUCAAGAAACCAAAAGUGUGGUAAAAUCGUUGUUGUAUCCAAAUAUUGAUGGACCUAAAUAUUGUUCAAAACAAACUACUUUUCAACUAUGCUUUGAUUGGAUUGAAUUUAUUCCCUUUCCAGAUAAACUGUUCUCAAAUUACAAAAACAUUUUUUGGAAAUUAAAACGAGAACUUUUCCAUAACGAAGCCAACAAAGAACGUCUUCAACUUAUUAAGGAUGCCAUUCAAAGGAUUAAUAUCACUUCAAAAUAUAACAUUUUGAACUGCUUGGACAAAUUCGGAUGCACAGAAUUUUCACUUCCUAUCAGUACCAAGCUGGUUUCAUUAUUUGGAAUUUUAUCACAUCCAUCCUUGGGAUAUGCUUCAUCAGAACACAUGUUUUUGAUAUUUGCAUUUUUGGAUGCGUUUGGACAUAUUACGAGUUCUAUCGAAACUGCUUCUUCCUAUCAAAUCGCAUCUUGUGUCACCUUAGAUAUUGGAUUUGAGUCUAUUCAAGAGGUGACUAACACUGAAUGGCUAGAAGCACUUUUCCCUGAAUAUUGCGAGACUAUUUCUACUUGUUGUUUUAUGUCACUAUUGGAAUACAUUUCAGAAGUGGAAAACCCUCAAUCGGUGUUUAUGAACAAGCCUGUUGAGAAACGAAGAUAUUUCAUUUUUCAAAUGUUUGGUACCACAUGUGGGUCAAGUUUUAGAUAUGAAAGGCUUUUAACCAAUGACUUUCUGGACGCAUGGAAUUUACUUGCUUUUGAGGUACUUGAAGUCAUGCGGGAUUGUGAGAAAUUCUUUAAAAAGAAAGGAAUUGAGUUUAAAUAA